UUCAAGCAUUUUUGCUUUCUUCCAUGGAGACCACGGAGAGACCUGUGCUAGUGAUCGGCAUCGACGACAGCUCUCACAGCUUCUACGCUCUCGAAUGGACUCUCGAUCAUUUCUUCUCAUCCCCCCAAACCAAGCCUUUCAAACUCGUCAUCGUUUACGCUCGCCCCCCAGCGUCUUCCGUUGUCGGGUUCGCCGGACCCGGGUUACCUGAUAUUAUAGCCCAUGUGGAUUCUGAUCUGAAGAAGGCGGCUGCUAGGAUUGUUGACAAGGCAAAGCAGAUGUGCAACAGCAAAUCAGUAACGUCUCAUUUCGUAGUUUAA
Molecule: messenger RNA, 320 nt
Organism: Vitis riparia (riverbank grape)
Lineage: Eukaryota; Viridiplantae; Streptophyta; Magnoliopsida; Vitales; Vitaceae
Exons: 2
Coding region: 24-320 (98 amino acids)
Source: RefSeq, a predicted model, not a curated record